CGAUGUGGCUGCUGGCCGCUUGGGUGCUGCUCAGCGCCGUGGGCGCCGGUUCUGCCCAGUUGAUAUUUAGCGUGACAGAUGUUGUUGAAAGAACUGACUGUAAUAAAACUGUCAUUUUACCUUGCUAUGUGACUAAUCUAAAGGAGAACAAUGCAAAUGUCAUGUUUGUUACGUGGAAAAAACAAGGAAAAAUAAUUUUUUCUUUUGAUGGAGCAAGACGGGAGUUUUUCAGAGAUCCAGCGGUUCCGUCAGCUAACUUAGUUUCUCAAGCGGAUUUACCCAAGGGUUUUGCCUCUCUAAUGCUUAACAGUGCAGAAGCAGAUGUUGGAAAUUACAGUUGUGAAGUAACAGAAUCAAACAGAGAAGGAGAAACAAGAGUUGAACUUAGAAACCAGUCAGUUGUCAGUUGCGACGAGGAAAGUACCCCAACAGCCAAGGAAAAAUGUGGAUCAUGGUUUCUUCUAGUGGAAAGGGCUAUCAUCAUAGCAUUGCUGUUCUUAGUUAUUGUUUUGUGUUCGGCUCAGUUAAGUGUUAUUGCAUUAAAAUAUGAAAUUGCAUCUCAGAAGAAAAUCGGCAUUCUUGUAGCAGGUUUCAUCUUCACAGUUGCUGCUGUUGUAGGCACUAUUCUUUUUGUUCAAGAUGGCUAUACUGCACAGAAUCAAGCUGGUCUUGCCCUAAUUGUAGUCCCUGCUGUGAUUUUGGUACCGCUUCAAUACUUUAUGUUUGGAAUUGUUUUUGAGAGUCUACCACAAGCAACAUUUGCUCUGAUAGGUUUGCAGAUUCUUGGUUAUAUAAUUGCUGUGGUUGGUUUUGCACUGUGUGUCUCAGCCUGUCCUCCGUUACAUGGGUCUGUUGUGAUUGCUGGCUUAGCUAUUAUGGCUAUUGCAGAUUUGCUUAGUCUGGCUUACGUGUUUAUUAUGGGUUCCAGAAUGAAAGAUCAUCCUCGUCCAGGGAAAGCUGUAGAAGAACCACUAAAUGAUGCAAAAGGAGUGAUGUUAGAAUGAUGAACUGCAGAGCUAUGUGAUGUGUGAAAAGUACACCGUUGUUGAUACACCGUGGCCUUGAAGAUGC
This is a messenger RNA of Gymnogyps californianus (California condor), 1071 nucleotides long. It is a transcript of the gene CD47, whose product is annotated as CD47 molecule. Gene Ontology annotation, cellular component: extracellular exosome; plasma membrane. NCBI's taxonomy places the organism in Eukaryota, Metazoa, Chordata, Aves, Accipitriformes, Cathartidae. The transcript has 12 exons. Bases 3 to 1004 code for a protein of 333 amino acids. Gene Ontology annotation, biological process: positive regulation of phagocytosis; positive regulation of cell-cell adhesion; positive regulation of inflammatory response. Gene Ontology annotation, molecular function: thrombospondin receptor activity. The record is from RefSeq and is a predicted model, not a curated record.